AUGGCGGAGAAUAAGCGCCAGAGCUCUGGUGCGAAGGCCGCUGGUCCUACUAUGACAGCGGGCAUGGUCCCCAUGGAUACCGCAUUGAGCGGUGCGAUCGGUGCUCGCGUCCGCAUCACCACCGCCGGUCCAUCGAGUUCUACCUACGAGGGAACCCUUUUUACUGCAUGUCCCAUUACCAACCUCGUCGCGAUUAACACAUCUCCCGCUCCUGCUGCCUCGGAUGCAAAGCAGGCACAGAGCGGUGAUUACCAUGUCAUCCCCGUCUCUCGUAUCCAGUCCUGCCAGCUCCUUGCGCUUCCGUCCAAUUCAUCAGAGUCCCCCUCUUUCACAGACGCACAGCCUACCAUCCAGGCACUCGAUACCCGUGCGCUGAAGGCCCGUGAGAUUAAGGCUGUUGGUGACAUACUUGAUAAGGAGGCACGUCGUGGAAAGGGUGUUACUCGGGAAGCACAGGAUAUAUUCGAUGCGUUCAGUCGAACUAUGCCUGCGCGUUGGAACGGACAGAAUAUUAUUGUUGCUGAUGCGGUUACGAUUGCACCGCCAUACCGAGUUGAUGAUUGUCGCCCAUUGGUUGAGGGUGACACAGCUGCUCUGGCUCGAGUGCGCAAGGUGCUCGAAAUGGAGCGUAAAAAGAUCGAACUUCGCAAUGCUAGUGCCACUAUCGGGUCUACUAGCACAUUCGCCCGUAACUCGGGCGACCAGCGCAAAGGCGGAUAA
Messenger RNA from Penicillium angulare, 720 nucleotides. RefSeq names its product anticodon-binding domain-containing protein. The record is from RefSeq and is a predicted model, not a curated record. The transcript is spliced from 3 exons. The coding region runs from base 1 to 720 and encodes 239 amino acids. Lineage: Eukaryota; Fungi; Ascomycota; Eurotiomycetes; Eurotiales; Aspergillaceae.